AUGGACAGAGAGGAAGUGGACAACAGGGUGGAAGGAGAGAUGCAGCAGUUGUUCUAUGAGAACUACGAGCACAACAAGAAAGGUUUCAUCCAGGACCUUCACAGUAGCAAGAUCCACAAUGCCAUCACGCUGCACCCCAACAAGCAUCCAGCUUAUCAAUACAGGCUGCACAGCUACCUGCUCAGCCGCAAGAUCUCUCAGCUCCGGUAUCGCACGAUUCUGCUGCACCGUGAAGGCGUCACCAUGAGCCGACUCGGCAAUGCUGCAGAGCAGUGGGAGGACCAGCUCCUGGGGGCACCACCGUCCUACACACGCUAUCGCCCCACAGAGCGGGGAGGUGUCAUAGAGUGGGAUUUUCUGACCGGCAGGCACCUGUACUCCACCAGCGAGAGGCAGCUGCCCCGUCAAGGCCUUGGAAACCUGGUCCGCUCAGCGCUCGAAGAUACAGUGCUUCAAGUGAUGGAGAUGAUCAACGAGAACUCCAAAACUCGAGGCCGCAUCAUAGACUUCAAGGAGAUCCAGUAUGGCUAUAGAAGGGUGGAUCCGCUUCACGGUGCCGAAUACAUCUUGGACCUUCUGCUGCUUUACAAGAAGCACAAGGGUAGGAAAGUGACGGUGCCAGUGAGGAGACACGCUUACCUUCAGCAGUCCUUCAGUAAACCAUUCUUCAGCGAGGCAGAGGAACUGGAUGUUGGCGACCUAGUAGACGUCAUCAACGGUGACUCUCGUUCGCUCUCUUUCCUCUCCAGCUCGCUCAAGAUUUUCUCUUCCUUCCAGAUCUCAGAAUCCACAAAAGACGUUCAAGAGCAAAGUCAGACAAAAAUCCACUUCCUUGUACCGCUCACGGGUCGCUAUGAAGUCUUUGUACGUUUCAUGGAAAACUUUGAGAGAAUCUGCCUGAUCCCGAUCCAGAGUGUGAAAGUUACCAUAAUCCUGGUUGACAGUGAUACAAACCAGGAUAAGGAGAGACACCUAGAGCUGAUAAAGGAAUAUCAUAACAGAUAUCCUAAAGCAGACCUUUCUAUCAUACCCAUGAUGGGAGGCUUUUCUCGAGGCCUCGCCCUUGAGAUGGGCUCUUCUCAGCUGGCUAACAACUCACUACUGUUUUUCUGUGAUGUGGACCUGGUCUUCAACGCUGAUGCUCUCCAAAGGUGUCGAGACAACACUGUUGAAGGAAGGCAGAUAUAUUUCCCUAUCGUCUUCAGUCAGUAUGAUCCCAAAAUUGUCUAUGCUGGAGGCCCUCCUGAAGACAGCGCCUUUGUUUUCACCAAGAAGAGUGGAUUCUGGCGAGAUUAUGGAUUUGGUAUCACCUGCAUAUUCAAAAGUGACUUGCUUAAAGCUGGGGGUUUUGACACCUCAAUACAAGGCUGGGGUUUAGAGGAUGUCGAUUUGUUCACGAAAGUCGUUAAUUCUGGCUUGAAAGUGUUUCGCUCUCAAGAAGCAGGUAUUGUGCAUAUUUAUCACCCUGUCCUGUGUGACACACAUUUAGACCCUAAGCAAUACAAAAUGUGUGUCGGGUCUAAAGCGAGCACUUAUGCAUCCACAAUGCAGCUGGCAGAAUUGUGGUUUUCCAAACAUUUCGGUGUCGGUUAUAACAGGACUUCCUCCUGAUGUUGCAAGCAAUCCCUGGAGUUUGCCUCAGAUCUGAAAAAGUGCAAAGCAAUUAAUUCACUGUAUGUGUGAUAUUUGUAUUUUCUGGAUAAAUGUACGUCCUAUCAAAUAAGUACACUCCAAAUCCUUUAGUGCAACAUUCAAAAGUUUUUCUUGCUAUCUAAGUAUGAUGCAGCAUCUUCAGAAGGAUAUUUAUUGAACAGGUCUGAAAAGAAGGUCACUUUGGAAUGUAUGCAAUGAGCUUAUUUUGAGCUUAAUUUGUUUUCCAUCUUGCAAUCUUCUCAUACACUCAGGAGCAUGUUCUGUCACAUGAACACAACAUGGAGUAAGAAAACUGGUGUUCUCUGUGUGUCAUUCAGUAGAAACAAGCUAGUUCACACUGCAGUGGUAAUAAUAAUAAUAAAGUUGACAAUAAUAAUGUACAGAAAGUGCCACAAAUGUGCUUUAAAUUUCCUUGCUGAGGAAAGUGACAAGACAAAUCAAGUUAUCUGAUUUAUACAAAGAUAAAUAUUGUACCUUAUCGCAGUAUUUUUUUUAAGGAACUGUUCAAUGAUUUUAUUUUUUACCUAAAUUUGUUCCAUAAUAUAAAG
Messenger RNA from Sinocyclocheilus anshuiensis, 2201 nucleotides. RefSeq names its product chondroitin sulfate synthase 3-like. Gene Ontology annotation, cellular component: Golgi cisterna membrane. Bases 1 to 1611 code for a protein of 536 amino acids. The transcript is spliced from 2 exons. Gene Ontology annotation, molecular function: glucuronosyl-N-acetylgalactosaminyl-proteoglycan 4-beta-N-acetylgalactosaminyltransferase activity. NCBI's taxonomy places the organism in Eukaryota, Metazoa, Chordata, Actinopteri, Cypriniformes, Cyprinidae. The record is from RefSeq and is a predicted model, not a curated record.